AUGAGGAAUUUGGAUGCUUUGACUCUACUCAUUAAAAGUGGCAUUGACAUUAUUGCUCUAACUGAGACCUGGCUAAAUCCGGCGGCUGACUUGCCUCCACUGUUGAGCGAUGCUUGUUCCAAUUAUACAGUGAUCAGAUGCGACCGAGAUUCUGCAAGGGGAGGUGGUGUUGCUAUGUUGGAUUCGCAACUCUCUCGCCCCCGUGGUCCUAUUCAGACAUUUUGUCAAAAUUAUGGUCUUGCUCAGCUGGUUCGCGACUGUACUAGGGGUGGACACCUACUUGACCUCGUCAUGUCGAACGAUGUGAGCUUAAUCUCUGACGUUGAAGUGAAGUCCCCGCUAGGCUUUAGCGAUCACUACUCACUGCAUUUCAAAGUAAAUGUGUGCGCACCGACCCGAUCUACAAAGUUGAUGCACAAGAGGGAACAUGUUUGGAAGAGAGCGAAACUUUCUGAUACCAUAGAGGAUUGGGAAUCCUUCAAAAGCAUUAAUAAGUCUUUUGAGUCCAAACUACGUAAAUAUAAUGCAUCUAUUGAGAAACGAAUUGUAUCAUCAGGCUGCAAGAGUGGUUUUUACAAGUUACUUAAGUUCCGCUUGAAGCGUAAGCCAAAGUUACAAGCUCUGCGUGCACCCAACGGGGAGCUUAUAAUCGACGACACAGAGCGAGCCGAAGUGUUGGCCUCCGCUUUUGAGACCCAUUUUGGAGAGAGUAGUGCACACGUUGACCUUACAGUGGCUAGAGAGGAAUUCCCCCAAAUGGAAGAUUCCGCCUGGUUUCGAAGGGAUGAUAUUUUAGAGACUCUGCUUAAGUGGCCUCGUUCAGAAUCUGUUACUCCAGACUUCAUUCCCUUAUCGUUCAUAAAAAAGUAUAUUUUCAAUCUGAGCUUCAUGAAUUCUGAAGUGCCUUCUAGGUGGAUCCAGUCUCUUAUAACACCCAUACCGAAAAAACCACCAUACACGGAGGCUAUGAAUUUCAGACCGAUCAGUAUAACAUCGGUAUUCGCCCCGGCUGUUCGAGAAAAUCUUGAAAAAACAAAUCGAGGUCCACCUCCACAAAUAUUCGGUCAUCUCUCCCUUGCCAGCAUGGGUUUCAGAGGGGGAAGUCAACGGUAA
This is a messenger RNA of Cooperia oncophora, 1113 nucleotides long. The record is from the annotation of a GenBank genome assembly. Lineage: Eukaryota; Metazoa; Nematoda; Chromadorea; Rhabditida; Trichostrongylidae.